AUGAAACAGAAAAGUAGCUUAGCAAUAUAUAAAAAUUUUAUUAUAAGGAUAUUUUAUAGUAAAAGCUCUAUAUACAAUAAAUAUGGAGGCAAUAUCAACACAGACUCUAAAUUUAGUUGUAUUCCAGCCCAUAUUUUGAAUCCACCAGAAAACUCUAUUGUAAUAGAUGCUUGUGCUUCUCCGGGCAACAAAACAAGUCAUUUAGCUUCGAUCAUGAAAAAUACUGGUUUGAUAUACGCCGUUGAACAAGAUUCAAACAGAAUGAAGGUGAUAAAGAAUAGAUUACCUAAAUUCGGAAUCAAGGAAUCGGAAAACAUCAUGUGCAUCCAGGACGAUUUUACAUCUUUAAACCCGCUUGAUCCACGCUUCUCAAACGUUCGUUAUAUUUUGGUAGAUCCUUCAUGCACUGGCAGCGGUAUAUUUAAAAGGGUAGAAACACAAUCACUUUCUUCGGAUGCUCUAAAUGGACUGAAUUGCCCAGAUAGAAUCUCUCGUCUAGCCACUUUCCAGAGCAAAAUUCUACUCCACGCUUUUAGUUUUCCAGCCGUUAAAAAAGUCGUUUAUUCCACCUGUUCCAUAAAUUUCGAAGAAAAUGAAUCGGUGAUCAAAGAAGUUUACAAAAACGUUCGACAGGAUUUUUAUUUAGCUCCCGUUAUGAUGAAGGAGUUUCCUACUCUCAGGGGUUCGUAUUAUCACGAAAAUUUUCACCCCGAAAAUAGUCAAAAACUAGAAAAAUUGCGGACAUUUUAUGAAAAAUGUCUCAGAACUGUACCAUUCAAACCUCAUAAAACUGAACACUUCUCUAAGAAUAAAUCUAAAUCUGCCAUCAAAAAACAGAAAAAUGAUGAUGUAGCCAUCGAUCCCGAAUACCUUGAAAAUUUUGAGAUAAUAGAGAACGGGUUUUUCGUGGCACUUUUUAUAAAGAGAAAAGUGGCUCUCAUAAAAUAAAAAUUUUAUAUUUUACUAUGUCUAAAUUGAUAUUAUUUUUACAAUCAUUUGUAUCGUGUUGUAUGCAUACUCAAAAAAACGAAAUUUAUUAAUAAUUUACAUGAUAAAAUAUAGGUGAAGCUUUGGAAAAAUUUAUAAAUUUUUUUGGUAUUUUUUAAUGGUUCUGGGCCAACAAAAUUUUUCUGGAUUCUGUACUGGUACAAAUUCGAAUAUUUUUUUUUAAAAAUAGAUAUUUGAAGUUUCCAUUUUAUUCA
This is a messenger RNA of Gordionus sp. m RMFG-2023, 1202 nucleotides long. RefSeq names its product 28S rRNA (cytosine-C(5))-methyltransferase-like. Gene Ontology annotation, biological process: rRNA base methylation. Gene Ontology annotation, molecular function: RNA methyltransferase activity. The transcript has 6 exons. The record is from RefSeq and is a predicted model, not a curated record. Bases 1 to 948 code for a protein of 315 amino acids. Gene Ontology annotation, cellular component: nucleolus. NCBI's taxonomy places the organism in Eukaryota, Metazoa, Nematomorpha, Gordioida, Chordodea, Parachordodidae.